Sander lucioperca (pikeperch) is the source of this 7397-nucleotide messenger RNA. Its product is annotated as protein NLRC3-like. Gene Ontology annotation, biological process: regulation of apoptotic process. The coding region runs from base 107 to 7021 and encodes 2304 amino acids. The transcript is spliced from 25 exons. The record is from RefSeq and is a predicted model, not a curated record. Gene Ontology annotation, molecular function: protein binding. NCBI's taxonomy places the organism in Eukaryota, Metazoa, Chordata, Actinopteri, Perciformes, Percidae.
UGUGUGUGUGUGUGUGUGUGUGUGUGUGUGUGUGUCUUGAUUCUUGUGUUGUGAGCUCCCAGUCAGUGUUCCUGUUUUACCUCUCAGACUGACUUCAGAUCAGAAGAUGAGUGAUUUGGAGGAAGAGGAGGACGGAGCAGAGUCUGUAGUAUCUGGCUGUCAGUCUAUGAAGAGUGACUGGUCCAAAGAUGAUCCUCCAGUCUUCAGUGCUGAACCUGGACCCUCAGACACAAAGGUCCAGAACAACAGACGGAGAGCAGAGUCUGUAGUAUCUGGCUGUCAGUCUAUGAAGAGUGACUUGUCCAAAGAUGAACGUCCAUUCUUCAGUAAAGAACCUGGACCCUCAGACACAAAACUGACUUCAGAUCAGAAGAUGAGUGAUUUGGAGGAAGAGGAGGACGGAGCAGAGUCUGUAGUAUCUGGCUGUCAGUCUAUGAAGAGUGACUGGUCCAAAGAUGAUCCUCCAGUCUUCAGUGCUGAACCUGGACCCUCAGACACAAAACUGACUUCAGAUCAGAAGAUGAGUGAUUUGGAGGAAGAGGAGGACGGAGCAGAGUCUGUAGUAUCUGGCUGUCAGUCUAUGAAGAGUGACUGGUCGAUGCCGGAACAUCCAACCUUCAGUGCUGAACCUGGACCCUCAGACACAAAACUGACUUCAGAUCAGAAGAUGAGUGAUUUGGAGGAAGAGGAGGACGGAGCAGAGUCUGUAGUAUCUGGCUGUCAGUCUAUGAAGAGUGACUGGUCGAUGCCGGAACAUCCAACCUUCAGUAAAGAACCUGGACCCUCAGACACAAAAAAGAGGAAGAGGAGUGAUGUUUGUGAGGAGGAGCAGCCGUCAUGCUGUGUGUUGUGUCAGGACGUCCUGAAGGAUCCAGUCUCUACCAGCUGUGGACACUGGUUCUGCAGACAGUGCAUCACCUCAUACUGGGACCAGUCUGCUUCAUCAGGAGACUCCUGCUGUCCCCAGUGUGGAGAAAGAUACAGAACAAUGUACGUUGUUAAACAUAAACAUAAGAUCAGUGUGAAGGGGACAUAUGAACGUGUGACUGAAGGAGCUGAUCAAACAGGAAGUGGAACCCCCCUCAACACUAUCUACACUGCGCUCUACAUCACAGAUGGACUGAGUGAAGAAGUUAAUACCCAACAUGAGGUGAGGCAGCUCGAGACAGCUUCCAAGAUGGAGACCCUCCAUGAAACUCCAAUCAACUGCAGAGACAUCUUUAAAGCCUUACCUGACCAACAGAAACACAUCAGAGUCGUUCUGAUGAUCGGCGUCGCUGGCGUUGGAAAAACCUUCUCAGUGCAGAAGUUCUGUCUGGACUGGGCCGAGGGUUUGGAAAACCAAGAUGUGGAUCUGGUGUUUCCUCUUUCCUUCAGGGAGCUGAACUUGAUCAAAGAUGAGCAGUACAGUCUUCUGGAGCUGCUCCCUGUUUUCCAUCCAACAUUACAGGAGGUCACAGCAGAGCAGCUCGCUGGCUCUAAAGUUCUCUUCAUCUUUGACGGCAUGGAUGAAAGCAGACUUUCACUGGAUUUCAACAAGAGGAAGGUUGUUUCUGAUGUCACACAGAAGUCAUCAGUCAACGAGCUGUUGACAAACCUCAUCCAGGGGAAGCUGCUUCCCUCGGCUCUCGUCUGGAUAACUUCCCGACCUGCAGCAGCCAAUCAGAUCCCUCCUGCGUAUGUUGACAGGGUAACAGAAGUACGAGGCUUCACUGACGACCAGAAGGAGGAGUACUUCAGGAAGAGAGUCAGUGAUGAAGAGCUGUCCAGCAGAAUCAUCUCCCACAUCAAGACAUCCAGGAGCCUCCACAUCAUGUGUCUGAUCCCAGUCUUCUGCUGGAUCACUGCUACAGUUCUGGACCACAUGUUGACUACAGACCAGAGAGGAGAGCUGCCCAAGACCCUGACUGACAUGUACUCACACUUCCUGCUGGUUCAGACAAAGAGGAAGAAGCAGAAGUAUGCUGAGGGACAUGAGACGAGUCCACAGGAGCUGACGGAGGCUGACAGGGAAGUUCUUCUGAAGCUGGGGAGGCUGGCGUUUGAACAGCUGGAGAAAGGAAACAUCAUGUUCUACCAAGAAGACCUGGAGCGCUGUGGUCUGGAUGUCACAGAGGCCUCGCUUUUCUCAGGAGUUUGUAGAGAGAUCUUCAAAAGAGAGAGUGUGAUCUUCCAGAAAACAGUCUACUGCUUCGUUCAUCUGAGCGUUCAGGAGUUUCUGGCUGCAGUCUACAUGUUCCACUGUUACACCAACAGGAACACUGAGGUACUCAAGGACUUCCUGGGGAAAGGCUGGGACUGUGACAACAGUGACCUGAAAGAUGGCAAUAAUAACAAUUACCCAUCUCUGGAUGUCUUCUUGAAGAGAGCCAUGGAGAAAUCUCUUGAGAGUAAAAAUGGCCACCUGGACCUGUUUGUCCGCUUCCUUCAUGGCCUCUCUCUGGAGUCCAACCAGAGACUCUUAGGAGGCCUGCUGGGUCAGACAGACAACAGUCCAGAAAUCAUCCAGAAAGCCAUCAACAACCUGAAGGAGAAGAAGACCAAAAUGUCUCCUGACAGAAGCAUCAACAUCUUCCACUGUCUGACGGAGAUGAACGACCACUCAGUCCAUCAGGAUAUCCAAGAGUUCCUCAAGUCAGAGAACAGAUCAAAGACAAAACUCUCUGAGAUCCACUGCUCAGCUCUGGCCUACAUGCUGCAGAUGUCAGAGGAGGUUCUGGAUGAGUUGGACCUGAGUCAGUACAACACAUCACGGGAGGGACGACUGAGACUGAUUCCAGCUGUGAGGAACUGCAGAAAGGCUCAAGAGCAGCACAACAGACGGAGAGCAGAGUCUGUAGUAUCUGGCUGUCAGUCUAUGAAGAGUUACUGGUCCAAUGGUCAACCUCUGAACUUCAGUAAAGAACCUGGACCCUCAGACACAAAACUGACUUCAGAUCAGAAGAUGAGUGAUUUGGAGGAAGAGGAGGACGGAGCAGAGUCUGUAGUAUCUGGCUGUCAGUCUAUGAAGAGUGACUGGUCCAGAAUAGAUCCUCCAGACUUCAGUAAUGAACCUGGACCCUUAGACACAAAAGAGAAGAGGAGUGAUGUUUCUGAGGAGGAGCUGUCCAGAACCAGAACCAGAACCAGAGCUGGACUGCAGACAGCCAGUCAGAGCAGCUCUGAAAAAAAGAUCGGUGGUCAGCAUAAACAUAAACAUAAGAUCAGAGUGAAGGAGACAUAUGAACGUGUGACUGAAGGAGCUGAUCAAACAGGAAGUGAAACCCCCCUCAACAGGAUCUUCACUGAGGUCUACAUCACAGAUGAACUGAGUGAAGAAGUUAAUACCCAACAUGAGGUGAGGCAGCUCGAGACAGCUUCCAAGAUGAAGACCCUCCAUGACUCUCCAAUCAAGUGCAGCGACAUCUUUAAAGCCUUACCUGACCAACAGAAACACAUCAGAGUCGUUAUGAUGAUCGGCGUCGCUGGCGUUGGAAAAACCUUCUCAGUGCAGAAGUUCUGUCUGGACUGGGCCGAGGGUUUGGAAAACCAAGAUGUGGAUCAGGUGAUUCCUCUUUCCUUCAGGGAGCUGAACUUGAUCAAAGAUGAGCAGUACAGUCUUCUGGAGCUGCUCCGUGUUUUCCAUCCAACAUUACAGGAGGUCACAGCAGAGCAGCUCGCUGGCUCUAAAGUUCUCUUCAUCUUUGACGGCCUGGAUGAAAGCAGACUUUCACUGGAUUUCAACAAGAGGAAGGUUGUUUCUGAUGUCACACAGAAGUCAUCAGUCAACGAGCUGUUGACAAACCUCAUCCAGGGGAAGCUGCUUCCCUCGGCUCUCGUCUGGAUAACUUCCCGACCUGCAGCAGCCAAUCAGAUCCCUCCUGCAUGUGUUGACAGGGUAACAGAAGUACGAGGCUUCACUGACACCAAGAAGGAGGAGUACUUCAGGAAGAGAGUCAGUGAUGAAGAGCUGUCCAGCAGAAUCAUCUCCCACAUCAAGACAUCCAGGAGCCUCCACAUCAUGUGUCUGAUCCCAGUCUUCUGCUGGAUCACUGCUACAGUUCUGGACCACAUGUUGACUACAGACCAGAGAGGAGAGCUGCCCAAGACCCUGACUGACAUGUACUCACACUUCCUGCUGGUUCAGACAAAGAGGAAGAAGCUCAAGUAUGCUGAGGGACAUGAGACGAGUCCACAGGAGCUGACGGAGGCUGACAGGGAAGUUCUUCUGAAGCUGGCGAAGCUGGCAUUUGAACAGCUGAAGAAAGGAAACAUCAUGUUCUACCAAGAAGACCUGGAGCGCUGUGGUCUGGAUGUCACAGAGGCCUCGCUGUACUCAGGAGUUUGUUCAGAGAUCUUCAAAAGAGAGAGUGUGAUCUUCCAGAAAACAGUCUACUGCUUCGUUCAUCUGAGCGUUCAGGAGUUUCUGGCUGCAGUCUACAUGUUCCACUGUUACACCAACAGGAACACACAGGUACUCAAGGACUUCCUGGGGAAAGACUUCCUGGGACCAGACUUCAAGCACAGGGACUCAAACCCAAAGUCUUUACUCAAGAAGAUUUCUAAGUCUUUUGGAAAGAAAGAUAGCCAUGGUGACAGUGAACAUGACAAUUACCCAUCCCUGGAUGUCUUCCUGAAGAAAACCAUGGAGAAAUCCCUGAGGAGUAAAAAUGGCCACCUGGACCUGUUUGUGCGCUUCCUUCAUGGCCUCUCUCUGGAGUCCAACCAGAGACUCUUAGGAGGCCUGCUGGGUCAGACAGACAACAGUCCAGAAAUCGUCCAGAGAGCCAUCAACAACCUGAAGGAGAUGAACAGUGAUGGGAUCUCUCCUGACAGAAGCAUCAACAUCUUCCACUGUCUGACGGAGAUGAACGACCACUCAGUCCAUCAGGAGAUCCAAGAGUUCCUGAAAUCAGAGAACAGAUCAAAGAAACUCUCUGAGAUCCACUGCUCAGCUCUGUCCUACAUGCUGCAGAUGUCAGAGGAGGUUCUGGAUGAGUUGGACCUGAGUCAGUACAAAACAUUAUCGGAGGGACGACUGAGACUGAUUCCAGCUGUGAGGAACUGCAGAAAGGCUCGACUGAUUGACUGCAGUUUUUCAGAGAUCAGCUGUGCUCCUCUGGUCUCAGCUCUGAAGUCCAACCCCUCCCAUCUGAGAGAGCUGGACCUGAGGGACAACAAGAAUCUGAAGGAUUCAGGAGUGAAGUGUAUGUGUGUUGGAUUGGAGAGUCCAAACUGUAGACUGGAAACUCUGAGAUUGUGGAACUGCAGUUUGUCAGAGAUCAGCUGUGCUGCUCUGGUCUCAGUUCUGAAGUCCAACCCCUCCCAUCUGAGAGAGCUGGACCUGAGCUUCAACAACCUGGAGGAUUCAGGGGUGAAGCGUCUGUGUGCUGGAUUGGAGAGUCCAAACUGUAGACUGGAGACUCUGAGUUUGUCAGAGAUCAGCUGUGCUGCUCUGGUCUCAGCUCUGAAGUUCAACCCCUCCCAUCUAAGAGAGCUGGACCUGAGCUUCAACAACCUGGAGGAUUCAGGAGUGAAGCUGUUGUGUGAUUUUCUGGAGAGUCCAAACUGUAGACUGGAGACUCUGAGAUUGAGGAAAUGCGGUUUGUCAGAGAUCAGCUGUCCACCUCUGGCCUCAGCUCUGAAGUACAACCUCUCCCAUCUGAGAAAGCUGGACCUGUGCUACAACAACCUGAAGGAUUCAUACGUGAAGCAGCUGUGUGAUCUGAAGGAGAGUCCAGACUGUAGACUGGAGACUCUGGAGGUGGAUGGCAGAGAAUACAAGGCUGCACCUGACGUACAUGAAGGACAUCCGUCCACGUCAAAGACAAACCUUGAUGUGUCUGAGGACAGAAGAGAGGAUCAGCUGUGUCCUGAUGAUCCAGAGAGGUUGAAGCAGCAGCAGCUUGUGGGUGGAGAGGCUCCCAAUACAAAUUCUCAGGAAAUGUUACAUUUCACACCUAAACUGCUGACUGAGUCUGGAAAGACUUCAUACAGGUUCAGGUGUCCUGGUCCAGGUGGGUUCCAGUGUGCUUUGACUGGACUGGUGUUUGUUACGACUCAGGAGGCGGAGCUGCUGUACAACACUGUCCCAUGGGACGAGAGCCUCCUCCAAUCAGCUGGCAGGAUGGCUGCAGGGCCGCUGUACGAUAUAAAGUGUUCAGAAGAGACUGCUGUCUAUCAGCUCCACCUUCCACACUGUGAAAUCAUAGAUGCUCCGCUGCCUGAUGGCCUGUUGUCUGUCGUCCACAUCACCGAUGAUGGGAUGAGCAUCCUCGAGCCCCUGGAGAUUACAGACACUCAUGUGGUUGUAAAUGUCCCUCACCUCUCUAUCUUUGGCCUGGACUGGGUUAAAAGGUUGUGGACGAAACCUGUCAGCGGCCAAGUUAUGCUGUUCCUCAGACCACCAAACCCAGCAUUACAGACGCAAAACCUCAAUGUGCUUCUCCUGCCCAGAAACAUCCCUCUGAACGAGGUGAGAGAAUAUCAAAAAUGUAGGAACAUCCAGGUUCCUUCCAAAUGUAAACUCAUCAAAGAUCAAAGUUACACUGUCGAAUGUCCUCAGGCCAUUAAAAUACAGCCAAAGAAAGCAGAAUUUGACCUGGAGUUUGGACCAAACUAUGACUCAACGUUUGAGAUCCGCCUGCCUAAAAACACACAAGAAGUGACUUUAAGAGUCCAAGACGAAGGACAGAGCGUCUGGGAGCACGACGUGGAACUGAUUGCUCCAACUGGGCCAAAUCCACGGAGGAAUGACCCAGCAGAGGACAGUGAUCCCCCAGAAGAAAGGCUGAGGAAAGUUCGGUCACAGUUUGUACAGCGAGUGUCUGAUCCAGUUCUGAACCAGCUCCUGGAUAAACUCCUUGAGCAUGGUGUUAUAACUGAUGAGGAAAUGGAGUCAGUCAGAACACGAGGCAGAGCAGACAAAGCCCGAAACCUGAUCGACAUGGUGAGAAGAAAAGGACGAGCAGCCAGCUCAGUUCUGAUCUCUACUCUCUGUGAGGUGGAUCCAGUCCUGUCCAGAGAGCUGAGAUUAAUCUGAAGCACCAAACUGUGGAGAGUUGUGAUGAAUCUCUCCAAUAACUGUUAACUGUUAACUGUUAUACAUGAUUACUUAUUGGUAGUUUCAGCCACUAGAUGGAGGCAGAACUUCACUGAUCGACAAACAAGAUGCAAAUAAUAGAGAAAGAUUUCUGAGUGAAGAUUGAACACCUGCUGGUUAAAGAGAUACUGGUUGGUCAUUUACUCAUCCUCUACAGCCUCUGAUGUCAUCAAACAGCCUCUGAUGUCAUCACACAGAUGCUGCUGAAUGCUGCGGGGCUUUUUCAGGCUCUGAACCAUAUUUUGUCUUUUACAUGUUUUCUUGGGGUGACACAAAUCUUCAGCAGUAUUCAGAGAAAAGGAACACUAGCUGUUUC